Molecule: messenger RNA, 1661 nt
Organism: Lycium ferocissimum
Lineage: Eukaryota; Viridiplantae; Streptophyta; Magnoliopsida; Solanales; Solanaceae
Product: alpha-galactosidase 3
Exons: 15
Coding region: 117-1457 (446 amino acids)
Biological process (GO): carbohydrate metabolic process
Molecular function (GO): hydrolase activity, hydrolyzing O-glycosyl compounds
Source: RefSeq, a predicted model, not a curated record
UCCAAAUUCAUUUCCUUCCCCUUCAAACUUUUUCUCCUCUUCUUCUAACUAAAAUAAAAAUAAAAUAAGUAAUCCACUCACUCUUUUCAGAAAGAAAAGAAAUCCAAAAUUCAAGAAUGGCAAUGUCCAGUGGCAUUCUUGCCGUUGUGUCUUUGAUCACUAUCUUUUUUCUGUCACUAAUGAUCACAGCAAGAGUGCUUCCAAUUCAUCCUUACUUGAAAAUUAAAGACAGUACACCCAUUUCUCAAUUACUAUAUGAUACUUCCAACUAUGGUUUUCUUCAAAUUGAUAAUGGCUUGGCUCUAUCUCCUCAGAUGGGGUCCGUUUUUUCCAACUCCUGUCCCACUUUCUUGAUUAAGUUUGAUCUCUCAUGGAGUACCUGGAAUUUUUUCGCUUGCAAUAUAAAUGAAACAGUCAUCAAAGAAACAGCUGAUGCACUCAUCUCAACUGGUUUGGCUAGCCUUGGUUAUACUUAUGUCAACAUUGACGAUUGUUGGUCCAGAUUGCCACGAAAUUUGAAGGGUGAGAUGGUUCCUGACCCAAAAACUUUUCCCUCCGGGAUCAAAGCUCUAGCUGAUUAUGUGCACUCUAAGGGACUAAAACUUGGUGUCUAUUCUGAUGCCGGGGCUUUUACAUGUCAAGUUCGGCCAGGUUCACUGUUUCAUGAAAAAAAUGAUGCAGAACUUUGGGCAUCUUGGGGUGUUGACUAUUUGAAGUACGACAACUGCUACAAUCUAGGCCUCCCACCACAAAAAAGAUACCCACCCAUGCGCGAUGCCCUAAACGCAACUGGACGGACUAUAUUUUACGCACUUUGUGAAUGGGGCGUUGAUGACCCUGCCUUAUGGGCAGGAAAAGUUGGGAACAGUUGGCGUACAACUGAGGACAUCAAUGAUACAUGGGCAAGCAUGACAACUAUUGCUGAUAUCAAUAACAAGUGGGCGUCCUAUGCUGGACCUGGUGGAUGGAACGAUCCUGAUAUGUUAGAAGUUGGAAAUGGGGGCAUGAAUUACCACGAGUACAAAGGCCACUUUAGCAUCUGGGCUCUGAUGAAGGCUCCGCUUAUAAUUGGUUGUGAUGUCAGAAACAUCACUGCUGAAACUUUAGAAAUUCUUUACAAUAAAGAGGUUAUUGCUGUUGACCAAGAUCCACUUGGCGUUCAGGGUAGAAGAGUGUACGCUUCCGGACCAGAUGGUUGCCAGCAGGUUUGGGCCGGUCCAUUGUCUGGAAACCGUUUAGCUAUGGUACUCUGGAACAGAUGUUCAAAAGCUGCAACUAUUACUGCUAAAUGGGGUGCCAUUGGACUAGAACCCUCUAUUAGCGUCUCUGUGAGAGACUUGUGGAAGCAUGAAGCUGUUUCAGAAAACACGGUGGGCUCCUUUACUGCUCGGGUUGAUGCUCAUGGAUGUGAAAUGUACAUUUUAACUCCACAAAGAGCGACUCGCACUUCAAUAUGAUUGAAGUGUAAGAGUUUAUGGCUUGUACAACCUCAAUAAUAGGCUUCCCUGUUACUUCUAAUGUAUAUCUGUGUCCAUCAGUUCUCUUCAUGGUCUAAUCUAUUGGAAGUUCAGUUUGAACUUGAAAUCUGGUUAGUCAACUUUGUAAAAUGCUCUCCCACGUGAAUAAACUUUUUAUGUUAUUAUUGAAAGUGUUUCUGGAAA